AUGUGCCUUCUCCCUCAAUCUUCUGCUCCCAUUUCUUACAAUUUAGCGGUGCAACAAGUCAGCUCCACCAUUAUAAUUUGUCGCAGAGCUCAACGAGUGCCGCAACCUUGGCCAUCAAAGUCGGAGAAAUCAUAUUUGAAUGAAGCUGCUGUCGUUGUCAUCUCUUCGGCGCCAACUAGUUGUCUUUCAGCGCUGCUGUCAUUUGGUUGUAAAAGGAGGGAAGAGGAAGAAGAAGAAGGAGAAGAACAAGGGAAACGAAAACUCCAUUAUGAAAAAGUCGCAUUUACCCUUCCUAUUCUCCUCACAUGA
This is a messenger RNA of Prunus armeniaca (apricot), 309 nucleotides long. NCBI's taxonomy places the organism in Eukaryota, Viridiplantae, Streptophyta, Magnoliopsida, Rosales, Rosaceae. The record is from the annotation of a GenBank genome assembly.